Molecule: messenger RNA, 1311 nt
Organism: Staurois parvus
Lineage: Eukaryota; Metazoa; Chordata; Amphibia; Anura; Ranidae
Source: the annotation of a GenBank genome assembly
AUGAAAGGAUUAUCUGGCAGUCGGAAUCAGUCACAGCUAUGCGCUGGUCAUACUUGUGGCCUAGCAUCCCCUGAUGAUUGUGAACAUGUACAUGACCAUGGGCACCAUGGACAAGAACCUAGGCAAUCAUAUUUACUUAGCCCAACGGAGAGCUGUCAGAUGGAUCACCACCGAUGUUCUCCGCGGAGUUCCAUCCACUCAGAAUGCAUGAUGAUGCCUGUGAUGAUGAGUGAUCAUAUGUCAAGUAGCACUUUUCCAAGAAUGCACUAUAGUUCCCAUUUCGAAACCCGAGACGACUGUGCUGUCUCACAUACUACUAGUAGUAAAAUAAAUCGGAUUCCAGCAAACUUACUGGAUCAAUUUGAAAAACAGCUUCCUUUGCACAGAGAUGGAUUUCAUACUUUACAGUACCAGAAGACAUCCACUGCGACAGAACAGCGAACGGAAAGUCCAGGGAGAAUACGUCAUCUUGUUCAUUCUGUGCAGAAACUUUUUACUAAAUCUCACUCUUUAGAAGGGUCAUCAAAAGGUAAUGUUAAUGGGACAAAAGGAGAGAGUCGCAGUGAUGAUCACCAUCAUGGCCAUUACUCAAAACAUAGUAAAAGGAGUAAAAGUAAGGAGCGGAAACCUGACAACAAGCAUAAAUCUGGGAUGACAGGAUGGUGGAGUUCAGAUGAUAAUUUGGACAGUGAUAGCACUUAUAGAACACCUAGUGUAAUGAAUAGGCAUCAUGUAGACCACAUAUCUCAUUGCUAUCCUGAAUCUCUGCAGGGACAUUUUGGAGACCUUUCCCUUAAGACUUCUAAGAGUAACAAUGACAUGAAAUGCUCAGCUUGUGAAGGACUUGCAAUGACACCUGAAGGUAAAUAUAUGAAGAGAAGUUCUUGGUCAACACUUACUGUUAGUCAAGCAAAAGAAGCCUAUCGGAAAUCAUCGCUUAAUUUGGAUAAACCUCUUGUCCAUCAGGAAAUCAAAUCCUCCCUGAGACCAUGCCAUUACCUUCAGGUGCCUCAAGAUGAGUGGGGAGGGUAUCCCUCUGGUAGUAAAGAUGAGGAGAUUCCCUGUCGAAGGAUGCGAAGUGGGAGUUAUAUAAAAGCCAUGGAGGAGGACAGUGGAGAUUCUGACACAAGUCCUAAAACAUCCCCUAAAAGACCUGAACCACUACUGAAAUCUAUUGUGCAAAGAUCACACGGAGAAGUACAAAACCAGAGUUACCUACAAGCAGCAAGUGAAAUGCCUUCGGACAUGUCCUGGACCCAUCAGGAAACUACAAUUCUCCAAAAUUUCGUUCAAGGAACCAGAGCUACAUGA